Molecule: messenger RNA, 4017 nt
Organism: Closterium sp. NIES-65
Lineage: Eukaryota; Viridiplantae; Streptophyta; Zygnematophyceae; Desmidiales; Closteriaceae
Source: the annotation of a GenBank genome assembly
AUGGCCUAUCGGUCGGUGUGGCGUCUGCCCCUAGCGGGAGACGCCGCUCUGGCUAGGGCAAGGGGAGUAGGGGCACUGGAGGCGCGAGCAGGGGCGGUGGAGGUGGAGGUGGAGGCGGCGGGCGGAGUGGGGUUGGCGGUGGGAGUGGAGGUGGGAGUGGAGGUGUCGGUGGCGGAAGUGGAGGCGGAGGCGGCGGCGGCGGUGGCGGUGGGAGCGGAGGUGGCGGAGGUGGCGGCAGAGGAGGAGGCGGCGGAGGCGGCGGUAGCAGCGGAGGCGGCGGGGGCGGCGGAGGCGGUGGGGGUGGCGGUGGAGCUGGUCGCGGGUCUACGCAGAGGAGUGGCUCCGGUGCGGGGUGGGGGUUUUGGUCCGUGCACCUACGUCCUGCGCACCGGCGACCGUGCGGGUGAGCAGUGUGGGGGUGCGCACCCCACCCAGCGCUACUUUGGCCGCCUGACGGACGCGUGGCGUCACCAGUUCCCUGAGGCCACAGAAUUCCCUCGCUGGGGCGAGCUGUCUAGGGCGGGAGUUGCCAUCUAUGAUCUUGAGUUUGAUGCCAUUCUUUCUGCCAUGUAUGCUGUGACUAUUAGUGAUGAGGGUGACUGUUACCGGUGUUUCCCGCCCGAUCCGGGCAUUGAGACUGCUGCUCUAGGUACUGGUGCGGGUGCUGCCCUAGGUACUACGUCGGCUUCGGCCUCCCUCACCUUCACCCUUGACUCUGGGGCUUCUCGCUCCUUCUUUCGGGACCACACCACACUCACGCCGCUUAGUCGGCCGGUUGCGGUGUCUCUGGCUGACCCCUCUGGGGGUCCUGUCCUGUCUCACUUCUCUACACUCCUCCCGUGUCCGGCGGCUCCCUCUGGCACCCUGUCUGGUCUCUACCUCCCCUCGUUCUCUACGAACUUGGGGCGCCAACGGGCUGCCUCUCACUCCUCCCAGUUUCCUCCGACAGAGGCCCCGCUGCAGACGCUUCACAUGGACGUGUGGGGCCCAGCCCGCGUCCGUGGACAAGGUCACGAGCGCUACUUCCUGCUCGUUGUUGACGACUACUCGCGUUACACCGCAGUCUUCCCCUUGCGCAGAAAGGAUGAUGUUACUGAGGUGCUGAUCGACUGGAUCCGCGCAGCUCGUCUCCAGCUCAGGCAGAGCUUUGGCUCGGACUUUCCUGUUCUGCGUCUGCACUCGGACAGAGGCGGAGAGUUUUCCUCUGGCCUUCUGAGAGCCUACUUUCGCGCACGAGGCAUCCGUCAGACCUUCACGCUUCCGGACUCUCCGCAGCAAAAUGGGAUCGCACAGCGCCGCAUUGGCAUGGUCAUGGACGUCCCUCGUACGUCCAUGAUGCAUGCGGAUGCCCCCCAUUUUCUGUGGCCGUUUGCGGUGAGGUACGCGGCGCAUCAGAUCAACCUCCACCCCAGGGUCUCCAGGCCGGAGACCUCCCCAGCCUUGCUGUGGACGGGGAAGGUUGGCGAUGCGUCGGCGUUCCAGGUCUGGGGAUCUCGGGCGUUUGUCUGCGACUUGUCUGCGGACAAGCUGUCCCCUCGUGCUGCUCCUUGCGUCUUCCUGGGGUUCCCCCCUGACGCGCCUGGGUGGCAGUUCUACCACCCCACCUCUCGCCGUGUUCUAUCCUCCCAGGACGUCACGUUUGACGAGUCGACCCCCUCCCCGGGUGCUGAGCCUGGAGGUGCUGCGACUGGGGGUGCUGAGCCUGGGGGUGCUGAGCCUGGGGGUGCCACGACUGGGGGUGCUCAGCCUGGGGGUGCUGAGCCUGGGGGUACUGCGACUGGGGGUGCUGAGCCUGGGGGUGCUACGCCUGGGGGUGCUGAGCCUGGGGGUGCUGAGCCUGAGGGUGCUGAGCCUGGAGGUGCUACGCCUAGAGGUCCUCCGGGGGCUUCGUCUCGCCAGGAGCCACUCUCUCCACCGGAGCUGCGCGAGUGGUUUGCCCGGCUCUGGAGGCGUGCUGCUGGAGCUGGAGGUUCUUCGGCUGCUGAGGGUGCUGGUGCUGCGGGUCCGGGAGUGCUCGUACUGGGAGUACUGGAGCUGCUGGGCCUGCGGGUUCGACUGGAUCUGGUGCUGCUGCGGGCGUUGGUGCUGAGCCUACUGCUUGUGGUCCAGCUGGGGGUACUACUGGUGCUGCUGGAGGUUCUGGAGCUGCUGGAGGUGCUGCUGGAGCGGGUGCUCCUGUUGGAGGUACUGGUGCUGUCCCUGCUGUGUCUGGCGUCGCCGCGCGGCCUCGACCGUACUUCGUUCCACUCCUGCAGCAGGUUCUUGGUCUUCUACCUUCUACAGUUACAGCCUGCCUCCCCACUACCUGCUCCCUCUCCCUACACUGGUCCUAUUGGAGGUCUGGUUGAGCGUCGUGAGCCUGCGUCUCGUCCUGCGUCGCGUGUUCGUGCUGCUCGCACUAGUGGUCGCGGUUCGCGUCAGCGUCCUCCUCCUGUCCCUGGCACGCACCAGAUGUCUCUUCGUCCGUCCACUGCUCCUCUUCGUGCCCCUUUGCCUUCUCCUCCUGCGUCCCCUCUUCCUAAUCUUGCCGACCUGGAGUCGGACUCUCUUCGUGCUGCCAGUCAUACUGUCACGCGUCUCCUUGCUACUGUCGUCACUGACCCUUCUUUCGAGUCCACUGCUGCGUCUGUCGACUUUGCUGCUCGCUGUCGUCUAGACUACGCUGCUAGUCUUGUCGCUGAGUCUGAGUCUGGAGACCUGGAUGCACUAGACAUCCCGACUCCGCGCUCUUACGCGGAGGCGAUAGAGGGUCCCUACUCUUCUCAGUGGCAGGCAGCUAUGGAUGCAGAGAUGGCUUCCUGGAAGUCCACAGGCACCUACGUCAACGCUGUCCCCCCUCCUGGGGCGAACAUCGUCAGUGGCAUGUGGAUUUUCAUGGUGAAGCGGCCGCCGGGCUCUCCGCCUGUCUUCAAGGCACGGUACGUGGCUUGUGGUUUCAGUCAGCGGCAGGGAGUUGACUACUUUCAUACCUUCUCUCCCACCCCGAAGAUGACCACUCUUCGGAUACUACUGCACGUUGCUGCUCACUGUGACUACGAGCUGCACUUUCUCGACUUCAGCACAACUUUCUUGCAGGGCAGCCUGCAUGAGGAGAUCUGGCUGCGCCGCCCACUUGGCUUCACUGGGUCGUUCCCUUCUGGUACCCAGUGGAGUCUCCGGCGUCCAGUCUACGGUCUCCGCCAGGCGCCCCGCGAGUGGCACGACACACUGAGGACUACACUUCCGGCUCUUGGGUUUGCUCCUUCUACUGCCGACCCUUCGCUGUUUCUGCGCACCGACACCUCUCUACCGCCUUUCUACAUCCUCGUGUACGUCGACGACUUGGUCUUUGCCACUGCUGACACUGCUAGACUCGCCUACGUGAAGUCCGAGCUGCAGAAGAGACACACGUGCACAGACCUGGGUGAACUACGCAGCUACCUUGGCUUGCAGAUCACCCGGGACAGAGCACGCCGCACCAUUACCCUGACUCAGUCACACAUGGUGCAGCAGGUCCUUCAGCGCUUCGGCUUCACGUACUCCUCGCCUCAGGCCACUCCUCUGCCUACUCGCCACUCACUCUCAGCUCUGCCUUCGGAUGAGUCCGUAGAGUCGAGUGGCCCGUAUCCAGAGCUUGUUGGCUGCCUCAUGUACCUGAUGACCUGCACACGACCUGACCUUGCAUACCCUCUUAGCAUUCUCGCACGCUAUGUUGCUCCUGGGAGACACCGACCAGAGCACAUGGCUGCAGCGAAGAGGGUGUUGCGCUACUUGUGCAGUACGUCGGGCAUGGGGCUAGUGCUUGGAGGGCGCAGUCUAGUGGUCCUCACUGGGCACGCAGACGCUUCCUGGGCUGACGACCAGGCUACACAGCGGUCGUCACAGGGUUACACCUUCAGCCUUGGUUCCGGCUCUGUCUCGUGGCAGGCUACUCGCUCGUCUUCUGUUCUCAGCUCCAGUUGUGAGGCUGAGAUCUACGCCGGGGCCAUGGCUGUACAGGAGCUUCGCUGGCUCACCUACCUGUUGACCAACCUUUGA